CCCUGUCUCUGGCGGUUUGAAUUGGCAUCGCUGCUUCGUUUUUUUCUUCCCCUUUAUUUACUUGAAAGUCUUUUUAUAGUGAGUUUUCCACCGGCACCGGGUUUCCCAUUUCUGAUGAAUCGAAUCAUCUCCCCUGCACGCUCCCUUUGUGUUCGAUUUUUAAGGUAAUUUCAGUCGAUCUCUGAUAUCCCCUUGUUCUAUCCAGAACCCAGAACCCAUAACCCUUUUUUUUAAUCUCUAGGGUUUGGAAUUGAUUUUCUCUUGACCCCCUUGUUUUUUCAUUGGUUGGAUUUGUUUGUCAUUUGCCCUCGUUAGGGCUCGCCGUUUCCGUUUUGAUUUCUUUAAUUUCCUUGGCAUAUCUGGGUUCGUGUUUCGAUUCUGAAGGCGAUGUCUCAAGGUUAUGCAAUUGAGCUUUACUUCGAUCCGGCGCUCGAAAACCAGGUCCUCAAGGCCUGGAACGUAUUGGCCCGCCGCCAAAUCAGUACUCAGCUUAUCGAGAUAGAGUCUAGGCCUCACAUUACCCUCUUCUCCAGCCCUUUCAUUGACCCAUCAAAACUCGAGAACAUCUUGAAAAGUUUGGCUUCGAGGCAAGAACCUUUGGCCAUAUCCUUCUCCUCAAUUGGAAGCCUUCCGAAUGACAACAAUGUUCUGUUUCUUGCCCCCACGCCAUCACUGGCCCUUCUUCAAUUUCAUUUUCAAUUGUGUGAUGCGUUCAAGAAAGAAGGUAUUGAGAUUGCGGAGGAGUACCGCCCGGAUUCGUGGAUUCCUUAUUGCCCAGUUGCCGAAGAGGUGCCCAAGAGUCGAAUGGCCGAGGCAUUCACUGUUUUGCGAGAGUUAAAGUUGCCAGUUUCUGGGUAUGCAAUUGAUAUUGGACUGGUGGAGUUUUCGCCUGUUCGAGAAGUCUUCUCCUUUAUGCUUGGCGGCGUCCUAGAAGGAUGAGGUUCCAAAGUCAUUUUGCUGCUGUCCUUUCAAGUUAGAUUUGUGCUUUGAAUGCGUUCAUUUUGAUCACGUAGAAACCAAACACAGACCAGUACCAGUAGUUCUCGUUACACAGUAGUAAAGCAUUCUGCUUUAACUAUUGAAACAUUUCCUGUACUUAUUUUGGCUAGAUAAUACUCUGUUUACAGUGAAAUGUACUUCACUUCCAUGGAGAACUGCUUUAGAGAAUUACAUAUUUUUCUACUGUUUUCUAAGUAACAA
Molecule: messenger RNA, 1200 nt
Organism: Diospyros lotus (date-plum)
Lineage: Eukaryota; Viridiplantae; Streptophyta; Magnoliopsida; Ericales; Ebenaceae
Exons: 1
Coding region: 388-939 (183 amino acids)
Source: RefSeq, a predicted model, not a curated record